AUGUUACCGUCUGCUAAAAAUUAUUUAACAAAGGGCGGACUAAACCCAAAGAUUGCGACGCUGGCCCUUAUUGGAAGCUUUCUGGUGGGAGCAAUCGGUAUUGCGGUGGUAUCGCAAAUUUUGCACCAAUAUAUUCCACAUUCCGUUGUGGACUGUGAUCACGAGCACGGUGAUGAAGAGGAGGGUAAGGACGAUGACGAGCAUGUAGGGCACGAUCAUUCACGUCCGAGCAGUAGGCCUAUGCAAGAGCAGUGGAACAGCUCCCUCGAGCACUCGCAUUCUUCCUAUGGUGGCACGGACCAAGCCCACCACCCGGGAUUCCCGGUCAGGAGACCUUCUUUGCAUACACAAAUAUCUACGAAGGUCACGCAGCUCGUAAAAGGUUCGAAACAGUUCUGCGAUGAGGAUGGGAAGUGCUUUGGUUACUCUGAUCCGUGUGGGAAUGAGUGCUUUAGGAACAUCCAACACGAUCGGGUGCCGCGACUACUACACUCCACAUCGAACAAGAGCCUAACAAGGCCGGCCGGCUCAAGAACACAGACACUUCCCGCCGAACGCCAGCCUCUUCUUCCAAGCAUCGCCAACCUCCCAGACGUCGAUGAAAACAGCCCCCUCACACCCACCGUCUCCGGCCCCGCCACCAUGGAGAACUCCCAAGUCAGCCUCUCCUCUAUUCACGGGAACGGCAAUGGUGCCGCCCACUCACUUCAUAAAAACCCCAGCCAGACGUCCCUCCGCUCCCAUGCCUCAGGCACUUCUCACGCACACCACCACCACGUCCCGACCAAUGCCUUCCUCUCCAUCGGCCUCCAGACCAGCAUCGCCAUCGCCCUCCACAAAAUCCCCGAGGGGUUUAUUACGUAUGCGACCAACCACGCCAACCCCCGCCUCGGCGUCUCCAUCUUCCUCGCCCUUUUCAUCCACAACAUCACCGAGGGCUUCGCUAUGGCGCUUCCACUCUAUCUCGCCAUCAACUCCCGCUGGAAAGCCAUGUUCUGGUCUGCCCUGUUGGGUGGUGUGUCCCAGCCGUUGGGAGCCGGCGUCGCCGCGCUGUGGUUCAAGCUCGCGAACAAGAGUGCUGGUGAAGGUGAGGGCGAGCCGGGCGAUUUGAUGUACGGAAUUAUGUUUGCGGUGACCUCGGGGAUCAUGGCGAUGGUGAGUCUACAGUUGCUAGGGGAGAGUCUGGAGUUGACGCAUAGUCGGCGGCUGUGCUUUGUGAGUGCGUUUGUGGGCAUGGGUAUCUUGGGGUUGAGUUCGGCGCUUACGGCGUAG
Molecule: messenger RNA, 1272 nt
Organism: Didymosphaeria variabile
Lineage: Eukaryota; Fungi; Ascomycota; Dothideomycetes; Pleosporales; Didymosphaeriaceae
Gene: ZRT3
Product: Zinc transporter
Exons: 1
Coding region: 1-1272 (423 amino acids)
Biological process (GO): zinc ion transmembrane transport
Cellular component (GO): membrane
Molecular function (GO): zinc ion transmembrane transporter activity
Source: RefSeq, a predicted model, not a curated record